Molecule: messenger RNA, 1893 nt
Organism: Pieris macdunnoughi
Lineage: Eukaryota; Metazoa; Arthropoda; Insecta; Lepidoptera; Pieridae
Source: the annotation of a GenBank genome assembly
AUGUUCUUAAAAUUUAAGAUUUGGAAAGCGAGGGCGCGUUCGUAUCUUGGCAUAUUGGCUCUUUCCUUCAGCCUGAACACCACAUGGCGAAUUCCACGUGACGCAUUCCACUAUGGUGGAUUAACAUUUGCCCUUCUCGUUACUAUAGCGCUGGUAAUGGUCGCCUUGCCAGUAGUACUGUUGCAAUUGUCAAUGGGUCAAUUAAGCCAGCAAGAUCCCGUAGGAGUUUGGACGGCUGUCCCUCUGUUUAAAGGGGUUGGAUACCUACGGCUCUUGAUUACAUAUACUGCAUCAAUUUGUGUUAUCAUAUAUCUUGCAAUGUCCGCCACGAUUUUCCUGUAUACUAUCAACAACUCCAUUCCCUUUGGAGUAUGCACUGAUCUGUUAGAUAUAGCGGGUCAGGAGCCUGAAGUUGUCAAUUACAACGCCACACUAUGUUUUAACGAGACGUUUUUUUCUCCAAUACAUGAGAAGCCAGAAUACUAUAUUGCAUUAUCGCUGCUUAUUGUUUUCAUUUGGCUCCUCUUUCCUUUUAUACUUUACAGACCUGUGAAGUCGUUGAGAGUAAUUUUCUACGUAUUGGGUCCAACUGCCCCAAUACUGUGGAUUAUAAUUUUAUCAGCUGCUGGAGAUAAAACUAGUCUAAGCUGGUUUAGUAAGAGAGACGACUGGGUAAAUUUGUUGAGGCCACACAUAUGGAAUAAGGCAAUAGCCCAAGCGUUGAUAACUGCUCAUGUAGCUGGGGGCUUUCUUAUAUCAUCUGGAGACUCAAUAUUUGUGACUUCGGAUGUGGAAUGGACCUCGCUUUCAUUAGUUGGAAGUAACAUUAUAACAGCUUGGUUUGGGUUGAUUAUUUGGUUUGCCCUCGGCGAUUCAGAGGCUGGUAAUGAUGUGUUUGCAGUGCUGAUUCGGACAUACAAUUCUACUAUAGAGAAAAACCUGAGUACUGUGUGGCCUAUUUUAAUAUUUGCGACGUUAUUUUUAUCAGGAUUAAUAAGUAUAGUAUCUCUACUCUAUCCUUUAUAUGAUCGGUUUCGUCGUAUCCAAGGCGUCAAAUGGCGGUAUAUUUCAAUUGGAAGCUCCUUAGUCGGAUCGGGCCUAGCAAUUGCGUUAUUACUUGAUCACAAUGCCCUAAUUGUAUUAGAGGAUACAGUGUUGCCGUUUCUUGUUAAUUUUACUACUAUAAUUGAAAUAUCGGCUUUCGUUUUUGUAUAUGGGUGGAAUUUGCUUUUACACGAUAUAGAGUUUCUAACUGGCAGAGAGUUACUACGAUUUUGGGUUUGGGGACUAUGUUCAGUUCCUGGUAUUAUAGCACCAAUUCUAAUUUGGUGGUACACAACUCACUAUUUAACAGCGCCACAGUGGACACAAGCGCCGUGGGCAGCGACUGGUCUAACGGCAGCAACAGCAAUAACCAUUAUAAUUAUAAUAUCUUUUGCUAUAUAUUCGGUUGCACGACAAGUCCAAUAUGAUACUAUCUCGAAAAUGAAAUCAUCCAUACGACCUUCGCGGCAUUGGGGACCCAGAGAUCCUAUAGCGCAUUACUAUUGGUUAAUGAGACGUGACGAAGCAGAUCCUCACGCUCCACGAUCUAGGUACCACAGACGAAACUUGGGACAAUUCUCCGGCACGUCUAGUGUUUUAAGUAUACCUAAAUCACAGGAAAUCAGCGAUGUACCUAAAGAAGUCAAGAGACGUUCCAAUUCUGAUGAUUGGCUUUAUAGUUAUCGAAAAGAAUACCUAGCAGAAUUAUUUGAAAUGCAUUACCCAACAAGACGAAGAUCGAAGUCUCUAGAUUGGCCAAAACCAAUAGACAAAGUAAAAACGAACAGCCGAACUUCCACCGACGACUCUGUUAUAAUAGUUGAAAAUAAUGUUACUUCUAAAUGUUAG